AUGGAGCCUGUUAGAAUUUCUACAGUGGAAGAAGUGUCUUGUUAUAGCUCCGUUAUUAAUGCUGAAAGUACUAGGAUGAGUCUUAAUUCCCGGGGGAUGAGUCCUCUCAGAGAUGCGUCUCUGUGUUCGGGUAAAGAAUCGAAAUCGUUCAACGUAAAAGCUUUCUGGAAAAAUAGUUCUACUGUUAUGAAAACAUUAGGAAAAGCAUCAGAUAUGAAUUCCAAAAAUAUAAUCCACCAAAUGCUAGACAUUCAUAAUGAUUUCAGUGAAGCGCUUUCUAACACCACACGUGAAACUAUAAAAUCUGCUUUGAAACGAAAAUCAGAUUCCUAUCCAUCAGAAAGUAGAAAAAAGAAAGAUACGAUCAACAUAAAGGAUCCAGAGUCUCUUAAUGAUGCGAACAAAACGAAUUUGGAAGAAGUGAUCAUUCAUGAAGAGGAAGAAAUUGUGGGGCAGUCUCUUCACCAUAUUAUGUUUAUUGACAUGACAAGAAUGAAGAAGCCAUCGUAUUUAGAUAUAGAUGAACGAAAAUGGCGUGCUUCAGUACGUCAACCAAAACAACCAGUCCCACCCAGUUUCUUUGGAGAAAUUAUGGAUGAAUAUGAAAGGGAAAUAAAUGACAUAGACGAGCUUCGUUCUAAGUUUUAUGAUAUAUGGGGGAAAUAUCGUGACAAGGUCAUUUAUUUAGAUAAUGAGAGAUGUUUGUUUGAAACCACGCAAGCAGUUGCACGUGCAUUCUACGAAAGGAUGCACAUGUAUCCGAGUUCGAGGAAAAAAAACGAGGAUACUGUUGUACAUGAUUAUGUACAUGAUACUUUCAAAGAAAUAUUUCGUGACCCGAAUUAUGAUAUUUCUUGGGCAAACACCGAAAGUUUGACUUCAAGAAGCCACCGUGCGAAUUACGGACGCUCCCAGGGUAGAAAGCCUGAUAUAAUUGUGUAUCGAAUCGUAGAAAGAGAUAAAUACGAAGAAACAUGUUUUGUUGAAGCCAAAAAUUUCUCAAUUACAAGGAACAGUAAAAUUGGCGGUUACAAUCUUUACAAGGUAGCUAUUCUUUGCCAGGGAGGCAUCAACAACAUUAUUUCUUCGCGUGGAAACAAACCAGGAGCAAAGUCCUUUGGAGUACAUAUUUGUGGUAAAAGGAUAUAUCUAUUUUGGAAUAAUGGACUUGGAGUACGACGGUAUUUUCAAAUCUCCGAGAUUAAACUCGCUCAGAAGCUUUCUGAAUUUAACCUUGUACGAAAGUUGAUAAUAGAAGCUUUUUUUUUCAAGUGCUGUAUUGACAGUUUUUAUUCCAAUAAGAAUGACAAUGGGUUCUCCAAUAAACAUGAAAAUGUGUCACCUCAACGGAAUAGCUUCUCCCGUCAUCCAACAAUCACACCUAAGAUGCCUAGAAAUAUGAUCCCGGGUGUUAGCAUAACUAAAGACACGGUUUUCUAA
Molecule: messenger RNA, 1440 nt
Organism: Funneliformis caledonium
Lineage: Eukaryota; Fungi; Glomeromycota; Glomeromycetes; Glomerales; Glomeraceae
Source: the annotation of a GenBank genome assembly